This is a messenger RNA of Osmerus eperlanus (European smelt), 8734 nucleotides long. Its product is annotated as protein TANC2-like. Gene Ontology annotation, cellular component: dendritic spine. Gene Ontology annotation, biological process: regulation of dendritic spine morphogenesis. NCBI's taxonomy places the organism in Eukaryota, Metazoa, Chordata, Actinopteri, Osmeriformes, Osmeridae. Gene Ontology annotation, molecular function: protein binding. The record is from RefSeq and is a predicted model, not a curated record.
CCUCAUGCCACCGUAGAGCACUCGAUCAGCACUGUUCGGUCGUGGAAUUGAGUAGGUCCCUGUAGACUGGUGCGGUUUCGUUAGGUACAAAUCAGUGCUACGUUUUCUUUUCCUUUGUGGCUAUUAGCCAUUGACUUUACAUCAAAUUGAAAUUUAUUUUUUGUUUGGAGGCUGGAGCAGGCGAAGAGGGACACUCGCGUGCAGUAUCCCAUUCAGUCAAGCAACGCUGGGGAAGGCUCUGUUGAGACACAGCUGCCCUCGAUAACCCAGCCAACGGUUAUUAAGCUCCAUUUGCCUUCUCCGGACGUUCAGUUCGGUUAAUUGUUGGACAUUUCUUGUAACGGGAAAUUUACAGGAGUGGAGGAGGAAACGAAAGGAGCCACCAGAGUGAGUGAUCCAGGAGAUGGGAGAUCGGUCCUGGGUGUGGAGAGAGAGAGAGUCCUGAGAAAGGCCCGGCCCAUCGCUGCCCCCACCACCCCCCCCCCCCCCCUCAUCGUCUCUCAGUGGGACCUUUGUCCCCUACUCAUGGUGUGUCCCUAGCCUGAGCAGAGCAGAGCAGCCAUGUUCAGAAACAGCUUGAAGAUGCUGCUGGGCGGCAAGUCCAACCGGAAGAACCGCAACAGUGGCGGCAGCUCUACAGAGAGUGACGGGCUGUUUGAGGGGGACUACGGCGUGCCUCCUCUCCCGGUAACGGAGGGCAUGCAGCACAUCCGCAUCAUGGAGGGCGUGUCGCGCUCCCUGCCCUCCUCGCCGCUCCUCUCCCACCAGGCCAUCAACAUGAGGCUGCAGCCCACCAAGAGAAUGCCAGGUGAGGAAGCUGUAGAGCUGGGGCCCCCUCCCUCUGUGGACGAGGCGGCCAACACCCUGAUGACGCGCCUCGGCUUCCUGCUCGGGGACAAGAUGAAUGAGGGCGUGCCUGGGGGUGCGCAGUACGGCAUGGAUGAACACGCCCACAGCCAGGUGAUGUCGGUGACCCAGAGGAUCAGCCCAUGCUCCAGCCUGGCCAGCAGCACCACCUCCCCCCCUGCAGGCAGCCCCUGCUCCACCCUGCCCCCUGGAGGGGGCUCUGGGAACCCCGCCACUAGCUCCGCCCACCGAGACCUGGCGUACCUGGACGAGCAGAGACACACCCCCCUGAGGACCUCCCUCAGGAUGCCGCGCCAGAACUCUGGGGCUGGACGCAACGCACAGGACCUCCGAGUGCGAUUUGCUCCCUACCGACCACCUGACAUUGCCCUGAAGCCCCUCCUCUUCGAGGUGCCAAGCUUGACCUCUGAUUCGCUCUUCACCGGGAGGGAGUGGCUAUUCCAGGAAGUAGACGCCCGUCUCCGUGGUGACGACCCAGCAGCCAAUCGUGGGGUAGUGGUGGUUGGCAACGUGGGCUUCGGCAAGACAGCCAUCAUCUCGCGGCUGGUCGCACUCAGCUGCCAUGGCAACCGCAUGAGGCAGAUUGCCUCGGACAGUCCCCAUGCAUCACCCAAACAUGGAGAGACGUUGCCCCUGAACCAGACCCAGCACUCCCAUGGCACCCUGGGGGGCAGCUGCCCGGGCACCCCAGAGAUGAGACGCCGCCAGGAGGAGGCCCUCAGGAGACUGGCUUCCCAGGUGGUGGCCUACCACUACUGCCAGGCGGACAACGCCUACACCUGCCUGGUGCCGGAGUUCGUCCACAACGUGGCCGCCCUGCUGUGCCGGGCUCCUCAGCUCCUGGCCUACCGCGAGCAGCUGCUCAGGGAGCCGCACCUACAGAGCACGCUCAGCCUGCGCUCCUGCGUGCAGGACCCGCUGGCGGCCUUCAGGAGGGGCGUCCUGGAGCCCCUGGACGCCCUGCACAGAGAGAGGAAGAUAGGCUGCGAGGAGGACUUGAUCAUCUUGAUCGACGGGCUGAACGAAGCGGAGUUUCACAAGCCGGACUACGGAGACACCAUCACUUCCUUCCUGUGUAAAACCAUGGAGCGUUUCCCCCCCUGGCUGAAACUGGUGGUCACGGUACGCACCUCGCUCCAGGACAUCACCAACAGGCUGCCCUUCCACCACGUGUCUCUGGACAGGCUGGAGGAGAGUGACGCCAUCGACCAGGACCUGCAGGGUUACCUGCUCCAGCGUAUCCAGGGAAGUGUCGAAAUCCAGAGUAACGUGUCACUCAACGGUCGUCUAGACAACGCAGCCUUCACCAAGCUGAGCGCCCACCUGAAGGCCCUGAGCCGAGGGUCCUACCUGUACCUGAAGCUCACGUUGGACCUCAUAGAGAAGGGAUACCUGGUACUGAAGAGCUCCAGCUUCAAGGUGGUGCCGGUGAGCCUGGCUGAGAUUUACCUCCUCCAGCUCAACAUGCGCUUCCCCACGCAGUCCUCCUUCGAACGCGCCCUCCCACUGCUCAACGUGGCCGUGGCCUCGCUCCACCCCCUCACAGACGAGCAGGUGUACGGGGCGGUGAACGCCGGCGUCAUCCGCGGCCCCGGCCUGGACUGGGAGGACUUCCAGCAGCGCGUGGAGCAGCUCUCGCCCUUCCUGAUUCGCAGACGGGACGGGACGCGCAUGUUCACGCACCCCUCCUUCCGGGAGUGGCUGAUAUGGAGGGAGGAAGGAGAGAAGACCAAGUUCCUGUGCGACCCCCGGAGUGGACACACCCUGCUGGCUUUCUGGUUCUCCAGGCAGGACGGCAAGCUGAACCGGCAGCAGACCAUCGAGAUGGGACACCACAUCCUCAAAGCACACAUCUUCAAGGGCCUGAGCAAGAAAGUCGGGGUCUCCUCCUCUGUCCUGCAGGGGCUGUGGGUCUCCUACAGCACAGAGGGGCUGAGCACGGCGCUGGCCUCUCUACGGAACCUCUACACACCCAACAUCAAGGUGAGCCGCCUGCUGAUUCUGGGCGGGGCCAACGUGAACUACCGGUCCGAGGUGCUGAACAACGCCCCCGUGCUGUGUGUCCACGCCCACCUGGGCUACGUGGAGACGGCAGGCCUGCUGCUGGAGAACGGGGCGCACGUGGACGGCGAGUCUGACAGCGGCCUCACCGCCCUGGGAUACGCCUCCGCCGCCGGACACCUGGCCAUCGUCACCACGCUCUGCUCGCGCAAGGCCAAGGUGGACCAUCUGGACAGGAACGGUCAGUGUGCGCUGGUUCACGCCGCGCUGAGGGGACACCUGGAGGUGGUCAAGUUACUGGUGCAGUGUGACUGGAACCCUGACGGCCAGCCGCCAGGAGCCUUCACCAAGAGCCACGCUGUCCAGCAGGCCCUCAUCGCUGCUGCUAGCAUGGGCUACACAGAGAUUGCUUCCUACCUGCUGGACCUGCCAGAGAAGGAUGAGGAGGAAGAGGAGAGGGCCCAGAUCAACAGCUUUGACACCCUGUGGGGAGAGACCGCUCUGACUGCGGCAGCAGGCAGGGGGAAGCUGGAUGUGUGCCGGCUGCUGCUGGAGCAGGGGGCAGCCGUGGGGCAGCCCAACCGCCGGGGCAUCGUCCCCCUCUUCAGCGCCGUGCGCCAGGGACACUGGCAGAUUGUGGACCUACUGCUGAACCACGGGGCGGACGUCAACAUGGCCGACAAGCAAGGCCGCACGCCGCUGAUGAUGGCGGCCUCUGAGGGACACCUGGGCACUGCAGAGUUCCUGCUGGCACAAGGUGCAUCUAUUGCGUUGAUGGACAAGGAAGGCCUCACGGCGUUGAGCUGGGCGUGUCUCAAAGGACACCUCCCAUUGGUCCGCGCCCUGGUGGAGAGGGGCGCAGCCACGGCCCACGCCGACAAGAGCGGACGCACGCCCCUCGACCUCGCCUCCUUCUACGGAGACCCCGAAGUGGUCCAGUACCUGGUGGAGCACGGGGCCAUGAUAGAGCACGUGGACUACAGCGGGAUGAGGCCUCUGGACCGGGCCGUGGGCUGCAGGAACACCUCGGUGGUGGUGGCCCUGCUCAAGAAGGGAGCCAAGAUAGGCCCGGCCACGUGGGCGAUGGCCACCUCCAAACCGGACAUCAUGAUCGUCCUGCUCAGCAAGCUGAUCGAGGAGGGCGACGGCUUCUACAAGAAGGGGAAAGUGAAGGAGGCAGCCCAGAGGUACCAGUACGCCCUGAAGAAGUUCCCCAGAGAAGGUUUCAGCGAAGACCUCAAAACCUUCCGAGAGCUCAAGGUCUCUCUGCUGCUCAACCUGUCACGCUGCCGCAGGAAAAUGAACGACUUUGGGAUGGCUGAGGAGUUUGCUACCAGGGCGCUAGAGUUGAAAUCCAAAUCGUACGAGGCCUUUUACGCCAGAGCCCGCGCCAAGCGCAGCAGCAGGCAGUUCCACGCAGCCCUGGAGGACCUGAGUGAAGCCGCCCGCCUCUGCCCCAACAACCGAGAGAUCCAGCGGCUGCUGCAGAGGGUGGAGGAGGAGUGUCGCCAGGUGGAGGAGGAGCUCGAACUGCCCCCCGACGACGCCCCGCCCCCUUCCCUCGAGCCCCGCCCCUGCCCGUCGGAGCUGGAGGCGGGCCAGGAGCUGUACGAGGAGGAGGAGGCGGACUACAUGGAGAGAGACAUGGAGGCCCCGCCCCCCUGCGACCCCCUGCCCCGCUCCUCCCCGUCUCCCUCCGUCCUGCCCCUCUCUCACAGCCUGACGCCCUCCCCGGGACACCGCGACCCGCCCUACCUCUCUGGAGGCCAGGCCUCCCUGGGCCAGGCCUUUGAGUUCCGCCCCGGCCCCCCCGCCAUGUCCUCCCCCACCCGCCAGGCGUACCAGUCCUCCUCCCCGUCUCUCUCCCCGACUCACCAGAGCUCCCACUACCGCCCCAGCCCCCCGCACACCUCCCCGGCUCACCAGCCCUCCGCCUACCACUUCAGCCCCCCUCCCUCCCCGCUGCGCCGGGGGCCCCAGUACCGCGCCAGCCCCACCUCGGAGAGCGCCGGGGGGAUGUACCGUCCCCAGUCCGCCUCCGCCCGCUACCAGUCGGAGCACCAGCACCCGAGCCGGCCCAAGUCUCCUCUGUCCAAGAUGUCCAGCCAGCGCUCCUUCCAGCUGCCCUCCCAGGGCCCGUUCCAGGAGCAGGCCCACCCUCCCCAGCAGGGCCAGUGGCUGCAGCCCGCCAAGGCCCAGAUCAUACGCACCAACCAGCCCAGCGCGUCCGCCCACUCCAGCGCCGUGCUGGGCAGCUCCGCCUACUCCCAGAUGGCUCACUCCAUGUCGGCCCGCCUGCCCCCCGACCUGGCCGAGCUGGGGGAGGGGGUGUACCCUAACCUGGGCGAGGGGUACCCCAGCGCCCUGGAUGGAAGGCCUUCUCUUCAGGUGCAGGCCAGUCUGAGCGCAGGGGCUCUCUACCAGCAGGUCGGGGGCCCCAUGGAGGAUGACCUCCCCCUUCAUCAGAGGCCCUCUUCAGCCUAUCGGCCUGGGGGAGGAGGAGGGGGGCCGAGGUACGGCCAGACCCCCCAGAUCAGCCGCAGUCAAUCAGCAGCCUAUUACCCUGUGUCGCCCCACGAGCUGGAGAUGGAGCUGGAGAGGCAGGCAGCGCUGGGCUCCCCUGAGAACCACCACGGCCUGCGCCGGCCCAUCAGCUCCAACACCUCGGAGCCCAAGCCCCACAUGUCUACCCCCAGACCUCUCAUCCACUCCCAGAGCGUGGGCCUGCGUUUCUCCCCCUCCAGCAGCAGCCUCGUCGGCGGCUCGGCUGCUAACCUAGGCCCAGGCUUCCGGCCCUCGGCCUCGGCCCAGCAAAUGGAGAUCCCACUGCAGCUGGCCUACGAGAGCGGGGUCGGGGUUUACUGCGACGACCUCUCGCCCGUGUCGCCCCCGGAGACGAUGGACAUGAGGGUGGUGGGGGGGACGUACCCCGGCGAGGCGCUGCGCUCCCGGAACACGCCCUUCAUGGGGGUGAUCGACAAGACGGCGCGGACGCACCAGUACAUCCCGCCGCAUCCCCCCGCCGCCGGCCGCUCCUGGGCCGUGUCGUCGCUGGACACGGUGGUCACCAGCCCCGCCACGUCGCCCAGUAACAUGGCCGCCACGCACGGCUACAACCAGCCGUCCGGCCUCAGCCACAUCGCCUACUACAACCGCACCAACAACGCCCACAACGGCCACCUCCUCGAUGACGACUACUACCAGCCGCCGCCCUCCAACGGGGCCCGCGACGGCCGGUCCGACGGCGUGGGCAGAGUGAGCCAGGCGCCGACGUACCCGGACGUGAAGGUGGCGCGGACGCUGCCCGUGGCACAGGCCUACCAGGACAGCGAGUACAGACAGUCCAGGGAGAGGCAAGGGCCCACCUCCCCCAUCAAACCAAAGAGACCCUUUGUAGAGUCCAACGUCUAGACGGGGGCGAGGGAGAGGCGCAGUGAGGGGUUGACGAGAUGGGAGAUGCUGUGCCAGUCGAACUCUAAGAGAGAGAGAGAGAGAGAGAGAGAGAGAGAGAGAGAGAGAGAGAGAGAGAGAGAGAGAGAGAGAGAGAGAGAGAGAGAGAGAGAGAGCGGAGGAGAGAGGAGGGAGAAAGACUGUCACUUGAGGAAAGCCAGGCCUGCUGACGUUCACUGAUGAGUCAUCCCACAACAGUCUGAAGAGAAACAAGAGGCUUGCUGACGUUGUUGAGUCACGGAGAGACAAUAUUUUGACAGGAAUGACUUCUACUGCUGUACAUUCAUAAACAUCCAAGCUACGACCCUCUCCUCCCCGAAGCACUCUCUCCUUGUACCUUACUCAGAUUUUCACUGGGUUUAAAACAUUUUUUUCUUUCUUGGAAGUAAAAUAAACACAAUGACUCAGAAAGACUGAGAAUAUUUCUGCCUAGGUGUUUUGUCGAUAUGAAAAAGGGAAGGCCUUGGGAAAAGCAUUUCGAUCUGAAGAUAUGUUAUGUUUAUAAUCUGGGAGCCUCCAGUAACAGGCAGGACACUCUGCUUUCCCCAGCCUUGGACUGCUUGUCCUGGGGUAGUUUGAGGCCAGUCCAGAGCCUGUCUGGUUCAUCCAUGGAAGUCCAACUCUUAAGGCCUCCUACUCUAAAAUGGCACAAUAACGACAGACUGUAAGAACAUUGUCAUCUGCUGUAUCCGGGACUGCAACUGUCCUUAACAUACUUGUACAUAGGGAAUAAAAAAAAGAAUAUUUAUCAUUUAAGUUAUGUUUGUAAAAUAACAACAACAAAAAAAGAAUAUUUCUGUUGGACUGUAUAUUUUUCCGUUUUCCUUUAGCAUUUUCUAAGGUUUCCUCCUGAGGUGACAUGAAAGCCUUGAGGAGCACCCGUUUCAAAUCAAUUUCAGGUUCACCAAUCGUUGUUUUAUUCUUUAUGGCUUAACGGUUUUCACAUCCAAGCUGUAGUUCUUGAAGCUUCAAACAGGAACGCUGACCUGCUUUAACUGUGUUCAGAUCCUGACAGCCACGUCGCACAUACAUGUUUUUAUCACCAUAUAAAACCUUUAAACACAUCUAUCAACAAGGGAACACCUGUGGAAGAAAGGAGGGGUGCAAAGUUAAGCCCUGUGUGUUACAUGAGGGAAAUGGGGUCCAAAACUGGAAUUGAACUGGAAUCAGCCAGUCAGAUAUCAGCGUAUUGAUCCAUUGAGAGAUUUACCUAAUCAUUUGAAGUUUUGUCUGGGGAUACACUUCCUUUACACAGUGCCUUUUUCAUCUGAGUAGGAUGAUGCUGUCAAAGGAAGUGAUGAGAAUGUUUCUUUUUGACAUAAAUGACAGUUAUACAGGGGUGUGUGUCUGUCUGUACUCCACAUAGUGUGACUUCAUCCAGCUCAGUGCAACCUGACAAUGAAGCAUGUAGACACUGUCUGGUGACAGCCCAACCCCUACUCCAGUCUGGCACUUAAUGAGCUAUGAAGAACAGACUCUUCUCAGUCUGUUCACACAAACCACUAUCAUCUAUGUUCCACCUACAGUUUGUAUUUCCCAUUUUUCGGUGUCUCGCUGUAAUAUUUCGCCUUUGAAAAUCAGUGACGUUCUGACGUUUGUUUUCAAGCCAAUGCAUACUUAUUUAUUUAUGUUGUUGAUAUAUUUUUUAGUGAGAGCCUGUUUUGGGUUGAGGGGAUUUCUUCUGUAUUCUCUCGGCUCUCAUUGGUUCAUCCUUAUAAACAAAGAUAACAAGAAAGUUGAAAGAGACUAACGUAUACCGGCAAGACCCUCCAGUCAUUUCGCCAUUGAAAUACUUUACAGAAUGAGCCUGUUGCUUGGACGCACCUUCUGCCAAUCUCGGAGGCCUAUCCAAUGAUUGAGCCUGAUUCCUGGAGUAGGAGGAGCUUCUAGUCAGUUCCCUCCUCUGACAAGUGGACAUAAGGAGGGAAGGAGGCACAAAAUAGUGUUUAUUUUCAAAAUCCUUUUUUUAUAGAGUUGACUGUAAAUGACUGUACAUGUCGUGUUGAUUUCAAAUGCAUGGUUGUUCUGUCUCUCAUGCUCCUAUGAACAUGUAGUACAAUAAUGUAACACGUGUUUGUACUGCAGGUGAACAAUAUUGAUUCUGGGUAAUCAGUAUUUGAACGGAGGAGCAGAGGAAGGGAUACUGAUGGAAAAUAUGUUUUCUGGCAAAUAUUCGCUUUUUCAGUUUUCUUUGGUUACCGUAGAGUUUCCGGGGGCUUGCUGAGCAGAAUUCUCUGUACAUUGUCUGUAUAUGUGAGUUGUGAAGUUUUAAACCAGAAGGUCAUAAAAACAUGAAUGCGUUUUCCUUUGUUCGCUUUUUUGAAACCCAGUUAAACGAUUGUAAACUGUACAAUCCUCUGUAUGUAUGAGAAAAUAAUGUACUUAUUUAAAAAUGGUUACCACUUCAAAGAAAAGA